Erythranthe guttata (spotted monkey flower) is the source of this 2866-nucleotide messenger RNA. NCBI's taxonomy places the organism in Eukaryota, Viridiplantae, Streptophyta, Magnoliopsida, Lamiales, Phrymaceae. The record is from RefSeq and is a predicted model, not a curated record.
AAAAUAAAUAAAAAAAUUCAGCACCGUCACUGCACAUAGACAUGAAAUCAUGAACAGACAAAAUACAUUCUCCAAUCAAAAUCCGAUUCGUGAAUCGUGAUCUGUACAGAUUUUUAAACAAACCCUAGAAAAUUAAUCCCCCGCUCAUCCCUCAAUUUCAGGACUCAUUUAAUUUAAUUUUUUAUUUUUUUUCAAUUUGUUCUGUUCUGUUCUCCUCUGUCUAAUCAAUGCGUUGCAAUUAGUGGACUUGGAGUUGAAAUACCGAGCAGAAUUUCCUUCCUUGAUGUGCGGAUUUGGGAACACCAUUCCUCAGUUUUGAUUGUGUGCAAGUGUGUUUUUUUUGUUCGUCGGACUUUGUUUUCUUCGAUCACAGAGUUCCGAUUCAAUCCAAUUGUACUUGCUCUGGGUUUUCUAUUGGCUGUUUUGCAAAAGGUUUUGUAACUUUGUUUGUGUAGAUUGUAUCCAAAGAAUCAAACUAUAGUUGGAUUCAUACAGCUGAAGAAAUACUCUGAUCAGUUAUUUAUUUUAUUUAUAUUGUGCAUACUGUGCUACUAUUGCUCUGUUUCGUGAAUUGGGGUUCUGCAGUUUCAGCAUUGUUCAUUCUACGAUUUGAUUCCUGAAUUUUGAGGUGAAUCUAGAAAAAACUGCAGAUUUGUAAUUUUUGUUUUAUUGGGAAUUGAAUUGAAUAAAUAGAGUCAAUUGUUGGUGUAGUGAAUGAGGGGAGGGAGAUAUGAGAGAUGAAGUUUGGGGAUUGGGGGUUGAACAAUGAGUACAGGAUCAUUCGGGCUUCGAUCUUCCGGAAGCUAUGGAUCACUGCAGCAGCAAUUUCAGAACGGCUCUUUAUCACUGCCCAUUCAAACUACACCACCUAUCUCAUCAAGAAAGCCCCCGAAGAUGUUUAAGGAGAAGGAUCGAUUGUUCCACUGGAUCUGCAGAUUCGCCCCUCGAAAGAAGGUCGGUAUGCUGCUCCUGUGCCUUGUCUCGACGGCAGUUUUUGCCUGGGUGUUGUAUGUCGGCAAAGGUGAAGAUGCUCGAGAAACCAUCAUUCAAAAUAUGAAUAUUCACUCUGGGCCGAUAUCCGAGGAGACGAAAAUGAGUUCAAUUCUCUCUUUUCAAGUUAGGGAAGUCGAAGAUGCUCGAGAAACCAUUUUUCAUAAUAAGAAUAUUCACUCUGGACCAAUAUCAGAGGAGAAGAAAAUGAGUUCAAAUCUGUCUUCUCAAGUUAGGGAAGUCGAGGAAACUGCAAAUGCCACCACACCGCUGCCACCUCUUCCUCUGCCCUUAACUCCACCUCCAGCCCCUGUUUAUUUUACUGGAUACACGCUUCCUCGUGGGAAUCCGUGCGAAAGUUUUACGUUGCCUCCACCACCAGCAGAUAAGAAAAGGACAGGGCCACGUCCAUGCCCUGUUUGUUACCUGCCAGUGGAAGAUGCUAUUGGUCUUAUCCCAAAUGCACCGUCCUUUUCUCCUGUACUUAAAAGUUUGACAUAUAUUCAUGACGAAAAUUUAACUAAAUCUGAAUUUGGAGGUUCGGAAUUCGGUGGAUAUCCUUCACUUAUAGAGAGGAAUGAUUCUUAUGAUAUUAAAGAGUCAAUGAACGUCCAUUGUGGGUUUGUUAGAGGAUCGAAACCAGGCCAUCAAACAGGUUUCGACAUUGAUGAUUCUGACCUUCUUGAGAUGGAAACUUGUGGAGGGGUGGUUGUGGCAUCAGCAGUAUUUGGGGCAUUUGAUUUAAUUCGACAACCAAAGAAUAUUAGUGAAUAUGCCAAAAGAAAUAUCUGCUUUCAUAUGUUUGUGGAUAACGAAACAGAGGCGUUUUUGAGAAAUUCUAGUGAGCUUGGGAGUGACAAUAAAGUUGGGUUGUGGAGAAUCAUUUGGAGAUCUAUUUUUUCUGUAUUAAUUCUUUGUCGUCUGCUGUUGACAUGGCAGGUUCCAAAACUACUGCUUCAUCGGCUUUUUCCCAAAGCCCGUUAUUCUCUGUGGGUUGAUGCAAAACUUGAGCUGGCUGUUGAUCCAAUUCAGAUUCUUGAAAGGUUUCUGUGGAGGAAAAACGCGAGUUUUGCAAUAUCAAGGCAUUACAAGCGUUUCGAUGUAUUCGAAGAAGCAGAAGCUAAUAAGGCAGCUGGGAAGUACGACAACGCUUCCAUCGAUUUCCAGAUUGAAUUUUACAAGAACGAGGGUUUAACAACAUAUUCUACUGCAAAACUGCCGAUUACUAGUGAUGUUCCGGAAGGAUGUGUAAUAAUUAGGGAGCACAUCCCAAUCUCGAACCUCUUCACGUGUCUCUGGUUCAAUGAAGUAGACCGUUUUACAUCCAGAGAUCAAAUAAGUUUUUCCACUGUUAGAGACAAGAUCAGGUCCAAGACUAAUUACACUAUCAACAUGUUCUUGGAUUGCGAAAGACGCAACUUCGUUGUACAGGGUUACCAUAGAGACUUGCUUGAGCACUGGUCUCCACCUCCACCACCAAUUAUUACAGUCAACACUUCUGCUGACACCAUGUUAAGUAAUAUUACUCCGGUGAGGAAGGUAACUGCAAGACGAGCAAAAGAACGAAAGUCAAAGCGGCACCGGAAAGUCAAUACUGGAAGUAAAGAUUAAAAUACUGAUUAAAAUUUUGUCUAGGUAAAGAUUCUUAUUACUUUCCUUCCUUUUUCUUUUUUUAAAAAAAAUUAAAAUUUAUUUUAUUAGUUGCGGAGCUAGGAACUGUGCAAGAUUAGAAUUAAUAGUUAUAUUUUACAUACAACAUCCUUACCUUUUUUUUUUUUAUUUCUUUGUUAUAUUUAUCUAUUUUUUUCAAUGUAGAUAUACAUAAUGUAUAUUGAGAUUUUCUGUUGUAUUAUAUGAUUCUUACAAUUACUUGUGA